AGGGAGCGCACAGCUGGUGUUGCGCGUGGAUGGAGCAGGACGCAGAGUCGCGCGGGAGGAUAGUGGGUUGAGAAGAGUUUAUCCGUUUUGAUUUUGUUUAAACACUGAAUACCUGUCUUCCUGCGCUCGGAUUGGUUCCUGCGUGCUAAAAAAAGGCACAAAUAUCGCUCCAUAGGUGCUCUGCUCUGUGUCAGGGUAGAGAAGUUGCUCUCCGCUGCCUGUUCGCCGACAGAAGCAGCUCCGUGCAGCUUUCAGAUACAAAAAAAACCCAAAAAAGGCCCUUAGUGAGGAGCCGACUCCCGUCGUUCAUUCUUAGAGACCCGUCUCUAAGACCGCUAAGAGGCGUUUCUUUCACGACCGUCCUGCCACUAUUUGUCUUGCAGAUACUGCUGAAUGGUGCGCAUCAGGGAGGAUUUAGAAGUGGGUAUACAAAAUGCUGACUGGACUGAAAAAUAAGUGGGUAUACGCCGUAUAACCUGGACUACACCACUUCUAAGGCGGCCUUGUGAAAGCAGGCCCUGGUGUGUAUUUCCAGCACUUGUUUGAUCUCUUGGUGUCCAGCAGGUGGAGAUGUAGCACCAAUCAUUUCCAUGUGUGGUCCAGUUAAAACUUUGUUUACUACUCAGAGUUCUUAAUUCAUAAACAGUUCAGUGGAAUCCCUCACAGAGGUUCACUUACUGACCAUUACAAAAUGGGUCCACAGCUCACUGUGAGAAAGAAAGACAAGAUGAUCGGAAUCCAUUUGCUUUGGCGUUCCUGUAGAGGGAGGGGGAUCCUCCCCCAAAGGAGCCCCUCUUCUGUGGCGCACCAAGAAAUAGAGCUCUCCUGUUGGACAAAUUAAAUCCUCCUAAACAGAAGUUUAGAGUUUGGUAAAUAGGCUUUGCUGAAUUUAUUAGAAUACUCGGAAUUGAUAUCAGUGAACUAAAAUCAUCCUUAAUCACAGAAGGACUCCGGAUUGUGAUCUUUGGAAAAAGGGAGGACAAGAAGAACUCCCUCUGCAACCUCAUCAUGAAGAAAAAGCAAUUUGACUUUUUCAAACUUAACCCUUUCAAGAAAAGUGAGUUGGCUUGUGGAGAAUGGAAAGGAAAACCAGUCAAGGUUGUAAAAUUGCCUGACAUAUUCAAUCUUUCAAUGAAAGCUUUAUUAGAAGAAAUUAACAGUUGUUUGACACUUUGCCUUCCUGGACCGAACGUUCUGCUGCUGUUAGUGAAGCCUUCAGAUUUCAAUGAGAAGGACAGAAAAAUACUGAAUUUUGUUAUGACUUUGUUUCAUCAAGAUGCCUUCAAGCAUGCCAUGGUCAUCAUAACACAUGAUAAUGAAAUGAGACCCUCUGUUAAUGAACUUUUAAGCGAUUGCAAUGGAAGACACUACAAUAUGUUUAGAGAAGAUUUCACACAGUUGAUGGAGGAGAUCGAGAACAUAGUGCAUGAAAACAAAGGAACAUAUCUUUCCUUGAAAGAAGAGACCAGCAGACCCCAACAGGAACAGAUCAAACCUUCACUAAACCUGGUUCUGUGUGGGAGGAGAGGAGCAGGGAAGACCUCAGCAGCCAAGGCCAUCUUAGGUCAGACUGAGCUAAAAUCCAACUCAUCAGUUAGUAUUAAAAACCAGGGAGAGGUCAGCAGACGUUGGGUUUCUGUGGUGGAGCUGCCUGCCUUGUACGGAAGAUCAGAGCGGGAAAGGAUGAAGGAAUCAUUCAGGUGCGUCUCCCUCUGUGAUCCUGAGGGGGUCCACGCCUUCAUGCUGGUCCUACCUGUGGGUCCCCUCACUGAUGAAGACAAAGGAGAGUUACAGACCAUCCAGGACAUGUUCAACUCUGUGGUCAAUGACUUCACCAUGGUUCUGUUCACUGUGGAGUCAGAUCCUAAAGCUCCAGAUGUGGUUAACUUUAUAAGCAGAGACAGAGACAUCCAGAGGCUUAUUCAGAGAUGUGGAGCAAGAUAUGUUGUUGUCAACAUCAAGGACAAGCAGCAGAUUCCAGAACUGCUAAGCGGGGUGGAAAAAACAAUCAUUCUCAAGAAUUCACCACGUUUUUACGCUUCAGAGACUUUUACAAGGGCCCAAAUGGAGAAGACCAUAAAACAAGAUGAACACAUCACCAGACUAGAGGCUGAAAUGAAGAAACUCAAAAAGACACAGUCUGAUCUUUGUACUGAAUCAGAUCAAAGCUCUGCGAAUCUGAGGAUUGUUCUAAUUGGAAAGACCGGUUGUGGAAAGAGCUCUUCUGGAAACACAAUCCUGGGACGUAAAGCCUUUAAAGCCGAGUCCAGCCCCAAAUCAGUCACAAAACGUUGUCAGAAAGAAGAGUGUGUGGUGGACGGUCGUCCUGUUGCUGUCGUCGACACUCCUGGUUUAUUUGAUGACAGUUUGAGCCAUGAAGAAGUUAAUGAUGAGACUUUGAAAUGUAUGAGUCUCCUGGCUCCAGGUCCACAUGUCUUCCUGCUGGUGUUACGGAUUGGAAGAUUCACUCCAGAGGAGAAGGAGACUUUAAGAUUAAUAAAGGAAGGCUUUGGAAAAGGUUCAGAAAAGUUCACCAUCAUUCUUUUUACAAAUGGGGAUAAUUUGGAACAUGAGGAGAAGACAAUCGAGGAUUACAUAAGAGAAGAUGAAUUGUUAGAGAAGCUCAUUUCUGACUGUGGAGGAAGAUACCAUGUGUUUAACAACUAUGACAGACAGAACCGAACACAGGUCAGUGACCUGAUUAAAAAGAUCGACAGGAUGGUGAAGGAAAAUAACGGCUGCUUCUACACCAAUGAGAUGCUGCAGGAGGCUGAAGCUGCCAUCCAGAAAAAAACAGAGAAGAUUCUCAAGGAGAAGGAAGAAGAGAUGAAGAGAGAGAGGGAGGAACUUAAGAGAAAGUAUGAGGAAGAUAUGCAAGAAAUGAAAAGAAAAAUGGAAGAAGAAAAAGAAAAACUAAAACAGGAAGCAGACUGGAAACUGAAGGAAAUGAAAGAGAAUAUUGAUAAAGAGCAUAAACAAAGAGAGAGGGAGCAGGCAAAGAGAGAAAAAGAAAAGAGGAAAAGAGAAACCGAUGACAAAACUCACCGACAGAGUUUUAUACAGCAGCUUGACGAUCUGGACAAACAAAUUCAAUUAGAAAAAGAGGAAAAGAACAGUGUCAACAGAGAGCUGGAAAGGAUCAGAGAAGAGAAGGAGAAAGAUAAAGAGGCUUGGGAAAAAGAACGCAAAGAAUGGUGGGAGAAACAAAAAGAGGAAGAAGAGAAGAGAAAAGAGGAAGAGCAAAGAAAACUGAGAGAACUUGAGGAGCAGUACAAGGAGGAACGUGAAAGAUAUGAAGAGGAAAGAAAGAAAGAAGAACAAAUCAGAAGAGAACAAGAAGAAAAAGAACGAAAGAUUUUAGAGGAAAAGCUGGAACGACUUCAAAAGGAAUACAAAGACAGAGCGAGAGAGGAAGCUGUCAAGUCAAACGAAUUCCAGGAGAAAUAUAAAAAGGAGUUUGAAGCACAAAAGGAGGCGCUUAAGGAGCAAAUGAAGGACAAGGAUGAGAAGUAUGACCUGUUGAAGGCACUGGCAGCAUACAAGGAAGCAGAAAAGAGGAAGCAACAUCAGCGUGAAAUUAGUAAUUUAGUGAACUGUGUCUCCAAGAAGACUGAAAAUAUAACAGCAGUUAAAGAUUUACUAAUAAAACACGAGAAAGAAUUAAAGCAGACCAAUACAGAGACAGAAAAGGAAAAAAUGCAGAAAAAUCAUGAAACUGAAAUAAGUGAACUGGUGGAGAAACUUCUUAGGGAAACAGAGACAAAAUCCUCAUGUUCCAUUUUAUGAGGAGAAUUAUUUGUCAUGCCUCUGCAAGCUGAAAAUUAGUUCUCAGUACAUUUCUGAUAACACCUACAUAUCUGUGUUAUGAACAUUAGACAAAUGUUCUUCUCAUGAA
Fundulus heteroclitus (mummichog) is the source of this 3895-nucleotide messenger RNA. RefSeq names its product GTPase IMAP family member 8. The record is from RefSeq and is a predicted model, not a curated record. NCBI's taxonomy places the organism in Eukaryota, Metazoa, Chordata, Actinopteri, Cyprinodontiformes, Fundulidae. The transcript is spliced from 3 exons. The coding region runs from base 1009 to 3786 and encodes 925 amino acids. Gene Ontology annotation, molecular function: GTP binding.